Gasterosteus aculeatus aculeatus (three-spined stickleback) is the source of this 2055-nucleotide messenger RNA. Its product is annotated as heterogeneous nuclear ribonucleoprotein C. Gene Ontology annotation, cellular component: nucleus. Gene Ontology annotation, molecular function: RNA binding. The record is from RefSeq and is a predicted model, not a curated record. Lineage: Eukaryota; Metazoa; Chordata; Actinopteri; Perciformes; Gasterosteidae.
GAGUCAGUAGUAACACCGCAGUUAGCCAAACGGGAGAUUGAGCGCGCGCACACACACAUACAUACACACACUCUCACACACACUCAGCAGUGAGGAAGAGAGUUGCAGAAAGAAAGAAGCAAAGACAUCCUCAGCUCGCCCAAGAGUGUCAGUUUCCUCGUUGUUUGGAGAUCCUUGAUAUGACCCUCUUUAGCCCGAGAUACAUGAGCAUGAGUGGAGAGUUGAAGUCCAGCCGCUCCAGGGCAGCGAGUAAGAGGGCCAGCAACACCAUUUAUGGAUCCGAGUUCGACCUGGACUGUGACAGCUACCACGAGGACUACAAUGACAGGGCGUAUGACUACCAACGUGUGCCGGCCUCGCUGUCGCCUCUGCCCGUCGGACCCGGUCUGGCCAAGCGAUCCCGUUCCUCCUCCUACUCCUCUGGGAACAAACGCAGUCGAGACAGAACCCACUCCAAAAGCUCCAGAGCCCACUCCACAAAUUCAUCCACAGCCAAGUUGGGCAUGGAGGAGUUGCAGGUGAUUAAAAAGGAGCUGACUCUGAUAAAGACACAGAUCGAUGGGCUGCUCGACAAUCUUGACAAAAUGGACACAGAGAGGAAUGACAGCAAAGGAUCUCCCCUGAGAGAGGAGAGUCCAGCCGGCUCACUGUACGCUCUGUCUGCCAGCAGCCCCGAGCACUCCCUCUCCUCCCUCUCCCCCCCCAGCUCCCGCCAUCGAAUCCGCAGAGAGAAACCGGACCUGAGGGGGCCUGAUGAUGAACACCACACGAUGAGCAACUACAGCUCUGACCCAGAGGAGGGAAUAUGAGGAAGAACCAUGGGAAGACAUAGAAGACAUGUAUUAAGUGCCAAACAUGGAGGAGGAGAAGAACAGCCGACACUCAAAUUGAACACGCUACAUGUAUGUUAUUGUGUCACAACAGCCUGGUUUCUGUGAGAAUACAUUCAAGUCUAAUUAAAACACUGACACAGUUGACUUAUACGCAUUAAGUACAAAGAUAUCCCAUUAGUAAUGAUUUGUAAGGUUGACCUGAGAGAGGACAACUGGAUGAACGGUAAUUAAUUCAUCUUUUAAUUCCCUAAGGAGGCAUUCCUAUUUAAUUGUAAAAGACGGGCUACACAAAUGCGUGUUUUCCAAAUAAAUCCAAACACUACAGAAUGAAGACAAAAAACGAGACACAUUUUAAACCUUGUGUUAGUAGUUUAAAAAUUGAUUCUGUCAGGCAGCAAAUGCCAGCAUCAGACUGUAAAUAUGGUAAUAAUUUAGAUUAAUAAUCUAUGUGUCAUGUUGCUAGAGGUGCUGCAACAUUCUGCUGCUUCACCUGUUUCUCCCAAGAAAGACAUUCUUCUAUCUUGAAUAAGAUAUCUUAGAAACAACAUAGAACCAAGAAUAUAAAUAAAGCUAGGGAACUUAAACACGACGUCAUUGACUUACUAAAAUAUUUCAAUUUUCUAAAUAAUGGUAUAAUCGCAAAAGCUACUGGAGUUUUACGUGUAAUGUAAAAGCAAAACAAAAGAAAGCACUACACUCUCCAACUUGAUCUCUUUUUGUUGACGCAUAGCUCAUCCUUUCCCUUUAUUGUAUACUUCUAAGAUGUGAAAAUUAGCUAGACAAAGUUAUCAACGGUUAUCUUUGAGAGAUUGAAGAUCAUUCAGGUGAAAGGUUGUUUUCUGCUUGUAUCAGUAUGCUGUAAAAUGUGUUGAUGAAAUGGUACUUCGGUCUUCCAUCAUGUAUUUGGCACUUUUAAGACACACAUAAUAUUGUGUAUUAUUGUAAACUUUACUGUAAUUGUUGAACUGUCUGAUUUGAAUCUUGCUUUAGGACUUCUCAUGUGUUUUUUUUUAAAGAAAACAAUUAUGUUAUUCCUAUGGUGUUACAUUUCUUUUGUUUGUUCUCCCGAUUAGCCAAGUGGAAAUACUCAGUCACAGUAGUAAAGGUAUUUUCAUAUUGAGUAUAAAUACAGUACAUGGAAGUGUGUGUGUGUUUUUUAAGAGACCAUAUGGUCAUAGAUCCUAAAAUGUUCUCACAAAUAAAUCCAAGUGCAUAAAUCAUA